AAGGUCAGAUGUAACCCGAUACCUCAUUGGGUUAUCUUCACUUCGCUUCGCGGAAUUCCAAUAUGUCUGCCCCCUGUGUUUUUGUUUCCGCUGGGUUAUGAUUUCUAUUUUUACUGUUAUCAGUGGCUGCCAAGCGUUGAUUAACGCAAAACAUUCAAAAGAAAAUUGGUUAGCAACACUAAUCUCAUUCACCAUGUCAUUUAAGAGAGAGGGUGAUGAUCACAGCCUCUUGCAACAAAUUAGGCAAAGAAGAAUAGAAGAACUAUUUGCUUAUGACAUCCCAGAGAAAGAGGCUCUGCUCCUAAGGGAUGGAAGGUUUACCUGCACAAUAUGUCCACACAGGCCAUUAUUUGACACAAUUGCUGUGCUUGCAGUGCACAGACAAGGAAAGAAGCAUAAAGCAAAUAAUGUAAAACAGGAAGACAUCCAUCCAAUGGUAUCAAACAGUGGUAGGUCUGCAGCACAGCAGAAAUCUCAACCACAAAGGAUUAAAAAUGAGUCUUCCUGUGGAAAUGCUUUGAUGUCAGCUGCCUCAUACAAUCCAUGUGUCAAAAGGAAUAAAGAAGACAAGGACACAAGAAUUGAAUUGGAUAGGAAUAUAUCAAGCACAUCGAUUUUGAAGAGACUGGCAAAUUUUCAACAACAUGAUUCUAUUCCAACAGAUUUUAGACCUUAUAAAAGUAAAAGAAGGACAAAUGCCACCCCAGUAGAAACAUUGUACAGUUCACAGCAGGCUGUUAAGGACAAUGAACCACCCGCAAAAAGUAGAAAUCUACAGCAACUUUCAGAGGCAAGGCCAGUUUCACUUGAUAAGACCACUAAUAAUGUUGAGGUGUUCUAUGAAAGUGAGUACCCAUGUAAUCAGGUCGCAUAUCCUAGGGAUCCAGAUUAUUGUACAUCAACAAAAGAUAAACAGGCAGAUACUGAUAAUGUACAACAUCAGCAUACGUGGAGGACAAAACUUAUUCCUGUUAGUUCAAAAAAUGUCACAGAAGUAAAAAAAGUUGAAAAGACAAAAGUGAAGAAAAUAACAAGCACCUCCCUGAAUACACCAAAGAAAUCUGGUGAACCUACAGAAAAACAAAUUUUGGCUGAAAGAUAUUUGCAAGCUGUUCAAUCUGGUUGGAAGAGAGACCGUUCAGGAAAAUGGGUGAAGGAUGACACAGUAGAGUUUGAGUCUGAUGAGGAACCUCCUGAUAUACCUUGACCUACAGGUACAAGACGGAAAGCCUGUUAUGAAAAAACUUGCCCCUUCCAGUCAUGGAAAUCACUUGACAUUCUCAGGGUUUAAAGAAG
This is a messenger RNA of Lingula anatina, 1296 nucleotides long. RefSeq names its product sodium channel modifier 1. The record is from RefSeq and is a predicted model, not a curated record. Lineage: Eukaryota; Metazoa; Brachiopoda; Lingulata; Lingulida; Lingulidae. Gene Ontology annotation, cellular component: nucleus. Gene Ontology annotation, biological process: RNA splicing.